Messenger RNA from Pygocentrus nattereri (red-bellied piranha), 1880 nucleotides. RefSeq names its product O-6-methylguanine-DNA methyltransferase (gene mgmt). NCBI's taxonomy places the organism in Eukaryota, Metazoa, Chordata, Actinopteri, Characiformes, Serrasalmidae. The record is from RefSeq and is a predicted model, not a curated record. Gene Ontology annotation, cellular component: nucleus. Gene Ontology annotation, biological process: DNA repair. Gene Ontology annotation, molecular function: methylated-DNA-[protein]-cysteine S-methyltransferase activity. The transcript has 6 exons. Bases 355 to 897 code for a protein of 180 amino acids.
UUUAUGUGUCUGCGCUCAUCUUUUAUUCUUAUUGAACAUAAUCCUUCUGUCAUGCUUCUUAGGAUACAGCUCAAUGAAAUUAAUUUUCAAAUUUACCUCAAGCAUCUCUAUACCUCAUGGCGCCGUAUCAACAAGAAUGUGGGAUUUAUUUACUUUUUUCCUUUUUACAGUCCAUUCAUAUGGAGAUGGGUUGUCUACUAGGUCAAAGACCCUCUGCACGGAGCAUCACAGAGUAGCAUGGUUUCCUCACUCUCUGAUGAUAGCUGAGUGGUGGUUGAAAGACUCAGGACCAGGAAGAAAUGAUUUUGAUUUAUUUUUCCAAGAGUUUAAUGACUGGUGCACAGGACUGCGUGUAUGCUGCAGUCUGUCUCUCUGCCGUCACCGGUGGGAGAACUUCUGCUGAGCGGCUGCGAGAAAGGAGUUCACACAAUCACCAUCACUAUGGAGACAGCUCACAGUGCGGUAUACUGUGCUGAUGUCGAGCUGAACGCAGAGCUGCAGCAGUGUGUUUUGUGGUUGCAGAGUUACUUCAGCUCUGCUGACUCAGUGACAUCACUCACCCCUCCAGCCAUACAUCACCCACUCCUACACACAGACUCCUUCAGUGCACGGGUGUUGAGGACGUUGCAGGAUCGCGUCUCUGUGGGUCAGACUGUGUCCUACAGACAGCUGGCAGAAAUGGCGGGAAAUGAGCGGGCAGUGAGAGCGGUGGGCGGAGCCAUGAGGAGGAAUCCGGUUCCUCUACUCAUUCCAUGUCAUCGUGUGCUGUGCAGCUCUGGGGCGAUUGGUGGGUUUAUGGGAGGAAAAGGAACGGAGAUAAAGCGCUGGCUCCUGCAGCAUGAGAGUCCAGACCACCUUAAAACACCUCAAAACGUAUCUAAUCCAGAUUAUAGUUAAGUGAGGAAUGUUUCACUGGAUGGAAAGAGAGACAGAAGUUUGAGUGUGUGUUGUUUUCAGUGUUAGUUGAGUCGUUCUGCGUGUUAGUGUGUGAAUGUUGGUGUGUGAAUGUGUGUUAGUGUGAGCUUUAGUGUGUUAGUGUAUGACUUGUCAAUUUGCGAGCGUUUAGUGUGUGAUAACGUGUGUGUUUUCAUGAACAUAAAGAGUAUUUAAUAAAAGUUAUAAUUCAUUAACUUUUAUUAAUAUAUGUUUAACACAGUAUGCAUUGAACAACAUUUAUCUUUUUUUACCAAACAGCUACACACACUCAUACACACUAACACACACACACACACAAUAAAAUAAUGAAAGUGUAAUUAAAGUUUCUGUCUUUGUUGCCUGAAAUGCCUGAAAGAAUAAUUAUUUGAUCAUCUUUAAACUGUCUCGAUGUUCAUGUUAAUUUACUUGUUCAUAUUGAGCUGCUGUUGUGUGUCAGUUUAAUGCUGUUAAAAUCCAACAGCAGUCUAAACCUGCUAAAGCCUUCAAAUUCCCACACUGGGCACAGCCUGCUGAUACUGGACACAGCCUGCUGGUCAGUGUGGGAGACUCUGUUGGGUGAGUCUGAUGAUGUCAGAACAGUGUGCAGCAGUGUUAGCGUGUAGCGAUGUCCUUUACAAAGGAUCAGAAAGAAUCUGUUCAGGUUUAUAUAGUUUCAUUUUGAAUUUCUGGAACAGAAAGGGACAGAAAACACAUACACACACACACACACACACACACACACACACACACACACACACACACACACACACACACACACACACACACACACACAGCACAUUUGAGACAAUUCCAGUGUAGUGACAUCACUGAUAAAGACUGAUAACCACUGAUAAUCACUGUUUAAUUUCUUAGAGAGGUUCUGUUUAUUAAUGUUGUUUUUCUGUAAUACAUUAAAGAUAUACAUUGUUGAAUAUUCAUGCAAGAAUUUGUUACAUUAUCGUUUA